Molecule: messenger RNA, 1368 nt
Organism: Gilbertella persicaria
Lineage: Eukaryota; Fungi; Mucoromycota; Mucoromycetes; Mucorales; Choanephoraceae
Product: major facilitator superfamily domain-containing protein
Exons: 5
Coding region: 1-1368 (455 amino acids)
Biological process (GO): transmembrane transport
Cellular component (GO): membrane
Molecular function (GO): transmembrane transporter activity
Source: RefSeq, a predicted model, not a curated record
AUGUUGCUAUUCAACUCAAUUUUAUCCAGAUUGAUUCCAUGGUUAUCGGUGCUUUAUUUAUUGCUAAGUCUUGAUCGAAACAAUAUUGGUAAUGCUCGAUUAGGGUCACUUGAGGCAGAUUUGCAUUUAGUAGGCAAUGAUUAUUAUACUGCCUUGACCAUUUUCUUUGCAGGCUAUGUUAUUUUUCAUAUUCCUUCCAAUAUCAUGGUAAAAAGAAUACCUCCUUCUCGUUGGAUGGCAGGUACGAUGGUACUUUGGGGCAUUUGUUCUCUUUGUCAAGCAUUCACGCAGAAUGCUGCAGGAUUGAUUGCAUGUCGAUUCUUUCUAGGUUGUUUUGAAGUAGGCGUAGGUCCUUCUACGCCUUUGUUUCUUUCGUUUUGGUAUCAACGCGAAGAAUUAGCUACACGCGUAGCCAUCUAUUUUGGCUCUUCUACAGUAGCUGGUGCGUUUGCAGGUGCUAUUGCCUAUGGUGUCUUGGGUCAUUUAGAUGGUGCGCACAAUAUGGCUGGUUGGCGAUGGCUUUUUAUUGUAGAAGCCGUUCCUACUAUUGUGUUGGGUUUCUUGAGUUUUAUUGUAUUACCCAACAUGCCUGAGACUGCAGGUCGUUGGCUUUCAGUCGAGGAAAAGCAAGUAGCUAUUCAAAGAACAAGACAAAGUGGUAAUACAGAUGCAAAGUCAUUUGACAAGAAGCAAUUUGUGGCCGCUUUGAUGGAUUACAAAGUUUGGUUAGCAGUGGUAAUUUAUGUUGGAUUGAAUAUAGCCUUAGCUAGUUUUGCUAUCUUCUUACCCACCAUUAUUCGAGAUAUGGGAUUUAGUUCAUUAGAUGCACAGUUACUUUCGAUUCCUCCUUAUGUGGUUGCCUGUUGCCUUGUAUUCAUUGUUUCCUGGAACUCGGACCGUACAUUACAGCGUGGAUAUCAUAUCAUGGCUGUCUGUGCCCUAGGUGUUCUAGGCUAUAUUUUCUUGUUAGCCAGUACAGAUACAGGUGUACGUUACACAGGUGCUAUUCUUGUUGCUUGUGGUAUCUAUCCCAUUAUUCCCCUUACACUCUCUUGGGUUUCCAAUAACCAACUAGGACAUACGAAGCGAGGGGUGGCUAUUGCCAUGACUUCCAUGAUUGCUCAGUGUUUUAGUAUGUUGGGUACACAAAUCUACAAGGCAGAAGAUGGACCUCGUUAUCUCAAGGGACACUGUGUUUGCCUUGUCUUUUUAUGCUUGGCAGGUUGUUCAGCUGCAUUAUUACGGUUUUUAUUAGCACGUGAGAACACGCAGCGUAACAAACAAGUGGGUGAGACAAAUAAUGAUAUGACUGGCAUAGAUAUUGACGGAGUCUAUGAUCGACAUCCACAAUUUAGAUAUACUUUAUAA